Dichomitus squalens LYAD-421 SS1 is the source of this 555-nucleotide messenger RNA. RefSeq lists its product as uncharacterized. The annotation marks the transcript as partial. The transcript has a single exon. The record is from RefSeq and is a predicted model, not a curated record. Lineage: Eukaryota; Fungi; Basidiomycota; Agaricomycetes; Polyporales; Polyporaceae.
CGUCCUCCAGUACUCGAGGUUCUUGUGGUCCGACUCAAUCUCAAACUGGGAGGGGAGACCUUCGAGGUAGUGACGCCACGCUUGCAGGGCACGGAUGAUCGCGAGCAUCUCCUUGUCGUAGAUCUUGUAGUUCCGUUCAGCAAUGUUCAUGGACUCGGAGUGGUACGCGAUCGGGUGAAACUUUCCAUCGUCGCCCUCUUGGGACAGGACCGCACCAGUGGCGUACCUGGAGGCGUCGACCUCAACUCGCGUUUUCCGUUCCGGGUCAUAGAUGCAGAGGACCGGACUUUCACAGAACCGUCGUUUGAUCUCGUCGAACGCACGUUGCUCUUCCUCGCCCCACUGCCAGGGGUUAUUGCCCGUAAGUCGGUCCAGUGGUCUGCAGAUGGCACUGAAGUCGUGGAUGAAUCGUCGGUAGAAGUUGGCAAAGCCACGGAACUUCCGUACGUCCGAAGUGUUCUGAGGAGUUGGCCAGUCUGCAAUUCCCUUGACUUUGACCAGGUCCAUGCCCACGCGCCCUUCGGAGAAGAUCAUGCCAAGAUACUCGAUCUGUGA